Gigantopelta aegis is the source of this 6829-nucleotide messenger RNA. Its product is annotated as GDP-fucose transporter 1-like. Bases 16 to 1092 code for a protein of 358 amino acids. Gene Ontology annotation, biological process: GDP-fucose import into Golgi lumen; protein O-linked glycosylation via fucose. NCBI's taxonomy places the organism in Eukaryota, Metazoa, Mollusca, Gastropoda, Neomphalida, Peltospiridae. The record is from RefSeq and is a predicted model, not a curated record. Gene Ontology annotation, cellular component: Golgi apparatus. The transcript is spliced from 6 exons. Gene Ontology annotation, molecular function: antiporter activity.
UUCAUUGAUUUGGACAUGCAAUCAUUUGCUUAUUCCAAAGCCAAGGGGAAAAGAGUAAUAAUGGAGUCCUUGCUUUCAAAGUCCUUAAAAAUUGCCGCAGUAGUAUCUGCAUAUUGGUUUAUAUCUAUAUCCAUGGUUUUUGUUAACAAAUAUCUUCUCAGCAGUAAAGAUCUUAAGUUGAAAGCUCCACUGUUUAUCACCUGGUUCCAGUGUGUAGUGACAGUUUUCUUGUGCGUGCUUCUCAGUUUUGUUGCCCAGUUCAUGCCCAAUGUUAUUAAUUUCCCACCUUUCAAGUUUGACUGGAAGUUAUGCAGAACAGUUCUUCCACUUUCAGUUGUGUUUGUAGCAAUGAUAACAUUCAACAAUCUUUGCCUCAUGCAUGUUGGCGUUGCAUUUUACUACGUCGGACGCUCAUUGACUACAGUUUUCAAUGUGAUAUUGUCCUAUGUUAUGUUAAAGCAGACAACGUCACUAAAGGCAAUAGUUUGCUGUCUCAUCAUUAUUGCAGGAUUUGUUCUAGGAGUUGACCAGGAAGGGGUUUCAGGGUCUCUGUCUGUGUUGGGAGUCGUGUUUGGAGUGAUGGCAAGUGCCAGUGUCGCCAUGAAUGCCAUCUUCACCAAGAAAGUUUUGCCGCUCCUUGACAACAACGUGUGGCAGCUCACGCUCUACAACAACAUCAACGCCACUGUCUUGUUUCUUCCGCUCAUGCUGAUCUUCGGCGAAUACAACGAGGUUGUGAACUUCCCAAAACUUGCAGACAUCAAAUUCUGGAACAUAAUGAUUGUCAGUGGCAUUUUUGGAUUCGGCAUUGGUUACGUUACUGGACUGCAAAUCCAGGUUACGUCGCCCCUGACGCACAAUAUUUCCGGCACGGCGAAGGCCUGCGCCCAGACCGUUAUUGCGUGCAUAUAUUACCACGAUGUGAAACCGGUGUUGUGGUGGCUGAGUAAUCUCAUUGUGUUGGGGGGCUCGGGGGGUUACACGGAGGUGAGACGACGGGAGAUGCAGGAGAAACACAACGAGGAAAACAAGAAAAGGUUGGUUGACAAUGUUGAAGAAGAGGAACUGUUGAAAAAACCAUCUAACGUGUAGUGCUGAUCUGAUCUCUGGGUUGUGUCAUCAUUUCUAUUGUGGGAUAUUUGUUUAAUGUUUUAUUUGAUGUAGUUUUUAUUAACUUUAUUUGACAAAUAUACACUUGUUAUCAUGUAUAUAUAUAUGUGUUGUAUGAAGCAAAUAAUUAAUUGCAUUUACCAUCAGUUUGUGAAUACUGUAAAUCAUAAAAUAAAUGCGAGUAAGAUAUUAAUGUGAUGUAUGUAUUGGUACAAUAAUUAUUUAAUGCAUUGUAUUUUUAAAACAAUAAAACCAGAAAAAACCCAAGAUAAACAGUAAAAUAAAAUCCAUCAUGACCAUCUGUUUAAAUAAAAGUACUAUUUAAUAUUAAUAGACUAAUCAUGUAGUGGUUAACAAAAAAAGAACUAAACUUUAAAAACAAUAGCAUUUUUAACAAAUGAAACAAACUGUUCAUUAGUCGACACUAUUGUUGUUGUUGUUCGUCACACUCAACUAGAUUUACAAGGUUAGCUCCACAACUUGUAAUUUCUGCAGUGCUUUGCAUAAGAGGUGGAGAAGAUUUAUUACCAACUAACAAAACAUGGGUAAUUUCCAUUGGUUUGAAUUUCAAAGCAAAUACUAACUCUUAUUCAGUCAUUGUGAGAAAAUUUAAAGAAAGAUUAUUAAAUUUACUUAGCAUAUAUAGUUUGCAGUGUGAUCUUUUAAAUUUGCAUUUAACAGACGCAUUGUAUUAAAAAUAUGCAUUCUUGUUCAAGACCUUCCUAAACAUUUUACAAUAUGAAUAUUUUACAAAUAAUAUGACAAAACUAAAUAAUUGUAACUUGUUACCAAACGAAAAAUAGGAGGAAGAAAAUAUGCAUUUUACUUUGUACCUGUCCCAUCACAAUAAUAUGACGCAUUAUUUUCCAGCUUUACAAUAUUACCGGUAUGAUACUGCUGUACAAUACACCAGGUCCCUUGAUCAGGGCUAGCUCUGGUACACGCCAAAUUCACCAUUUGCGAAUUUUAAAAACAAUUGGCUACUUUUAUUUUAACUUGGCGAAAGAAUUUGAUGCAUUAAUUGAUAUUUUGUUAAAAAAUUAUUUGGCAUUUAUAAAAUUUGGAAGUUUAAUAAAUAAUUUGGUGAAAUUUUCUGCUGACCCAGACCUAGCCUUGCUUGAGUAUAAAACUAUAAAUCUUGACUCCUGGCUGUAAUAAAGUCUUCCCCAUACAAAUAAUUAUGUACUGGUAGUUGAAGUCUUGUGGCUUUCUUAAAGUGGAGGAAGCUUGACUUUAAAAUUUUAUAAGCAAGGGACCAGGAGAGGGAUAGAACUUAGUUUUUAGAAUGCUCAACUGGGGUGUAAUGAGUUGCAGGACAAUCCUCCACAAUGGUUCCAUUGGAUUUAUUUACCACUGCAUCCAACUGAUAUACAUGUAUAACAAAAACUAUGGUCAGAACUGUCCUUUUUUUAAGUCCCCAGCAUGAUCCAGUUUAGACAGGUUACACUGUACAAAGACAUAUCAUGCUGUAUUUUGAAAGGAGUACUUGGCCUACAGGAUCUAAAACACUAGUUCAUUUGACACUUAACAGUGGCGGAUCCAGAAAAUCUAUUUAGGGGGGGCCUCAAUGACAUGAGCUGGAAUGCCAAUGGAACUUUGGGGGAGGUUUGGAGGGGAUCGUAAAAAAAAUGAAAAUAACUGUCGCAAAAUUUGGGGGGGGGGGGGGGGGGCCUCUCCCAUAUCUGCCUCUGCUUUAUAGACAAUGUACUCAUUUGGAUUUUUAAAACAAACAUUUUUCUUGUUAAUACAGCAAGGAAUUUAAACCAUUCCCACCAUUCUGGAUCCAGUGGCUGGUGAUAUCUGUAGCCUGAACCGUAUUGAGAUCUAGGCAUGGUGAUAAGGAAUACCAAGACCCUGAGACCAUUACUGAUUGGAUCAUGUUGCUGUAUCUUCAGAUUGUGGCUUUUUCUCAUUUUAGGUUGUUUUUGUUUGUUUUGUUUUUAUAGGUGGGUUUUUUUUAGACUUUGUGAUAUAUUGUAGCCUGGAAAUAUAAAUUUACACUUUUACAGUGUAUUAGUUAUAAAUGUUAUGUGAACUCUGUCAAAACCAGAAUCUGUUAAACCAAAUUAGUCCCAGUUUUAUAAUAUUAAUCUAAAGUCGACAAUAGUCACUUUUCGCACCAUUGUUUAGGUUUCGUACACAAUACAUAUAACAUAUCCAACUGUCAUUUUUUGUAUAUGAUAUAUUUGAUAAAAGGUACUUUUUAUUUCUUGUAUCUUUUAAAAUUUAAAUGUAAUAUUUUGUCAGGAAUUAUAAAAAGUAAAAACAUACCAACCUGUAAACAGCAUUGUCUGCUGUUAUAGAAUAUUUUAACAUGGCGAAGCAUUGUAAUAAUACAGCUAAUUUUUAAUUUGAAUGACCUCAGUAUUCCAAUGACGUCACUUUACAUCUUUCAGAACGCUGAAAAAAUUCCAAUGCAAAAUUGCUAUUGAAAAUGUUUUGUUUGAUCAUUACUAAUGCACUUGGAUGUGUUUGGAUGUGAUUAAAAAAUUGUACCAUUUACGAAAUUUGGAUUUCAAGUGAAAUUACGGUGAGAUAUGCUAUAUUUAUUGUGUACGACGCCAAAACAAGGGUGCGAAAAUUUGACUCGUCCACCUUAGCAUCUUGUUUGUGUGUGUAUGUACGUGUAAACAUUUUCUUUUUGUUAAUUUCACAUAGAUUUAGUUUAGACAGCAUCAACUGCAUGUGGUCAGUAUUUCAACUGGGAAAAUGAUUUUUACUGUUUAACAAAAUAUGGUCUUUGAACUUCUGUCUAGACGAAUUCAAUUUUUCCGGUACAAUCUCUUUCAAAAUAUUAAUUUGCAAACUGAUUUAUUAUAAAUUAUAUUCAUCAAUUCAAUUGAUAUUUGGCAAAUGGCAACUGAAAUCUGGUAUGAUGUAACUAGAUCUAGUUUUCUGUCUUAUAUAUACAAUAUUAUACAGUGAAACCGGUCUAAACUGGACCCUGAACUAACCAGAAUCCUAUCAAAAUUGGCCAAGUUUCAUGGACCCAAAUUUUAUAAACACCGGAUCCUGUCAAAAUCAUAUAAAUAUUAGGUCUCCAGCAUGAUCCAGUUUAGACAAGUUUCACUGCAUAUAUAUAUACAUGUAUAGUACAUACCACAGCCUUUGAUGUACCAGUCGUGGUGCAAUGGCUGGAGCGAGAAAUAGCCUAAUGGGCCCACCGACGGGGAUCGAUCCCAAACCGACCAUGCAUCAAGCAAGUGCUUUAACACUGGACUACAUUUCGCCCCUUCUUUGUGAUGAAGUCCGGUUUCAAGAUGUUGUUAGACACUUGAGUCUAACUUUAACAGUUAUAUAAGCACUAGGUUGUGUUGACUCUAAGCUGGUAGAUCAAAUGGUGUGCUGUGUGAUACAGUGAAACCUCUCAAGACCGGAACCUCUGUACACCGGAAUUCCCUCAAAACCAGACGUUUCACAGAGUCCCUUUUUAAAAACCACGACAGAACUUAACCUUUGUAAACCGGAUCCCUCUUAAAACCAGACAUUUGUCUUGGUUUCAAGGGUGACCAGUUUAGAUGGGUUUCACUGUAGUUUGUGUACAUGGCAUGUGUGAUUACAAGAUCUCUCGCAGCUACUCAGCAGGAGUAGUUUACAGUAUGUUAAAGUUAAAAUUUGUUUUGUUUAACGACACUACUGGAGCACAUUGAUUUAUUAAUCAUCAGCUAUUGGAGGUGAAUCAUUUUGUCAUUCUGACAUAUAGUCUAUAUAGAGAGGAAACCUGCUACAUUUUUCCAUUAUUAGCAAAGGAAUCUUUUAUAUGAACCAUCUCGCAGACAAGAUAGGACAUAUCACGGCCAGUUGUGGUGCACUGGCUAGACCGAGAAAUAGCCCAAUGGGUUCACUGACAGGGAUCGAUCUUAAACCGACCAUGCAUCAGGUAAACACUUUACUACUGGGCUAUUUCAUGCCCCCGACCCCCAAUAUUGUUAUGUGUCAGCUGCAUGUUUUCUUUAACCAUACCAAGGUAGCAAAUGACCAUAAUUAAAAGUGUGCAUAAUUGUUGUUAAACAAAUAUUGUUGUUUAUAUUUAUUCAGAACAAACAGUGUUGUAAAUAAUGUAUUUCUCACAUGCUGUAAAUAUUUCGGAUGCGAAUUUGCCAACAUUAAUGUUGGGGAGGGGGUAUUAACCAUUAAGGCUUCUGUGAUCACUAAAAACCAAUAUUUUCUAUGUUUUACUGAGUAUUGUGUGUACAAUUUAUAUACAUCUGCAUUCGGAUUCUAAAUUAUUUGACUAACAUGUAUGUUAUAUGAAAUGUUUUUGAGAUUUUUAUUUUUAAACUUGUUUCAUAAAUUUCACAACUUUAUGAAGUUAUCAAAAGGAUAAUUCACAUUUCCGCACAUCUUUCAUCAUUGGGGCAUUUAUAACAUAAUGAUAUGUAUAAGUUCCGUUAACUGAGGAUGGAAGGAGAGGUAAUUGUUUCAACAUAUCACUAUUCAGGGUUAUUCAAUUAGAUGAUGCAAAAUUAGUCAUUUAUUUUCACCCCAACCCAUAUACCAUUAUAUAAUAUAAUCACACAUCCCUCUAAAAUUACAUAAGGCUGUUCAACCUCCAACUUCAUUUUUCCUUUGUCUGCAACAUAAUUUAACCAAUAUUAUGUUCAUAAUUUUCUUUUGUUUUACUUACAUCAAGAUAAUACAAGUAACAUACUAAAUAAAAAAUGUCUUGGGUAUUAGUAGCUGCAUUUACAUCAUGAAUACAAAUUAAUGAAUGGACGAUUAACGACACCCAAAUAUGAUUAUGAAUAAGAAUGAGACAUUGUUUUUAAAAAUAUUACACAACUCUUUUUAAAAAAUAUUGCAUAACUCUUUGUGAGAUUUUGUAAUGCAUCCCAUUUUCCUGUUAAAUUCCCUUGUUUAUAUUUAUAAAUAGACAGAAUUUAGAAUUUAAUUAUUUUUUUAAUCUCUUGCUUGUUAUUGUAUUAUCAUUUUAUAUAUAUGCAAUUAUCUGUUACAUUUGGGUUUCUAUAUUGUAUGAUGGUUCUCAGAAACUGUAGUUACAUGUAUCUCUGUUGGGUUAUUUUCCCCCUGGUUAACCAGUGCUUCACUAUACAUGUAUGUGUGGAAAAGGUUUACAGUAUUAAACCCUGUGAUAUAUAUUGUCAUUCAUAUGAAAUUACAUUCUGCAUCUUUUUAGUAAAAGGGUUUGGUAUGUCCUGCCCUGUAUAAUAUUUUAUAAAACAUACAUUGCUGAUCAUCAGUAAGAGUAGCCCACUAAUAAACUUACUAGUUAUAUUAAUUCUAAGAAUUCACAUAUUCAUUACAUUGAAUACAUUCUAGUGGCAACCCAAUUGGUAUUUGUCCCAUGCUUUUAUGUGUACAGUAAUGUAACAUUAUCUACAAUUUCCUGCAAGUCCUCUGGAUCCAUCUCAUGUGUUUGAUAUGUCAGUAUUAGGGAUUAUUUUUAUAUUCAGCUCAGGUUAUGUGGUUAACAAUAAAGAAGUCCAUUCAGAUUUUUUUCAAUUCAGUCCAUUAAUAUCAGGGUUGCCUACAGACCAGGGUAAAUAAGAUGUUACUCUCCCUUGUUAAAUAUAAUGUUAUGAACUGACACGUAUACAUGUACAGUAAAAUACUCUUAUAAUGAACCGCAGGGGACCAUGAUAGUUAGUUCAUUAUAGCAGUAGUUAUUUGUACACAUUUGCAUAAGUUGGUUAUUAUUGUAUAGGGAGAUAAAAGAGAACUUUACAAUCAGUUUGUUCUAUCAGGGCUUCUAGAAUUU